This is a messenger RNA of Homarus americanus (American lobster), 1038 nucleotides long. RefSeq names its product ribonuclease P/MRP protein subunit POP5-like (gene Pop5). The transcript has 4 exons. NCBI's taxonomy places the organism in Eukaryota, Metazoa, Arthropoda, Malacostraca, Decapoda, Nephropidae. The record is from RefSeq and is a predicted model, not a curated record. The coding region runs from base 196 to 540 and encodes 114 amino acids. Gene Ontology annotation, biological process: tRNA 5'-leader removal. Gene Ontology annotation, cellular component: ribonuclease P complex. Gene Ontology annotation, molecular function: ribonuclease P RNA binding.
CCCGACCCUGAGCCUGGUCCCCGACCCCCUGGAGCCUGGUCCCCGACUCCCUGGAGCCUGGUCCCCGACUCCCCUGAGGGAUCAGGGUAGUCACACUGUCGCCGUGUGUAACAAGCUAACAACACUGUGUGUGCAGUAUACGACAAGAGCUGAUUCAGUGAGCCUGUUUACAGCAGUUACUGUGUCACCUUUACUAUGGUCAGGUUUAAGAAAAGAUAUUGUGUUGUGGAACUGGUGGCAGAAAACUGUGUAUACUUUGGCCGGGAUGGACUUCAGAAGGCUGUUGUUGAGGCAGUCAAGAGACUUCAUGGUGAUUUUGGUGUUUCUGCAACAACUCCUGGCUUCCAUGUUAAAUACUUCAACAUUAAAACACGUAUAGCGUUUGUGAGUGUAGGUCGUGGUCCACAUCAGCUAGUGGCCUCAGCACUCCCUCUCAUCACCCAGAUAGGGGGGCAGCCAGCAUCAGUACGCAUUAUACACCUGGCAGCUUCAAUGAGGCAUGGCUUUUUGUUUGUGAAGGAUACCAUGAGAAGAAGCUAAAGGCAUCACAAGUGAGCUGUAAGAAAGAGAUGGUGUAAAUCACCGUUUAAUUUUCCUAAUCUUUCUCUGUAAGAAGGAAAUUUUUAUUGUGUGUGUGGGGCCAUUGGGUUAAAGAACAUGUUCUACCACUGAACUAGUGUAAUAAAAUAAAUAUACCAUAAUGGUGCAUGGAGUAUGAUAACUACAGUACUUAGAAAUAGGAGCAGAGCUUAAGACUUUUAAUUUACUUUUGCCGGUUUCAAUGGUGGAGACAAUACAGUCAUCCUUAACAGAUGUGCUCUCAAAAAUCAGUAUACAUGUACAGUAUAAGACAAUAUACUUUUGUAAACUAUUGUUUUAAUGGAAAAUAAGGGAAGCAUUCCAUUGGUUAUGAACAGAGUAAAAGACAUUGCACUCCUGACAAAUUUACUUAUUCUUAUGUACAACUCAUAGCAAAUAUGAUGAAUGUAGUUCCACUAUUUACUCCAGUUCGACCAUAAUAAAGUUUUAUUGUUUAAA